AUGCCUUCAACAACUUCCGGAAGGAUCAUUAAGACCCGAAAGGGCAAAAAGGGUACUGCCCAUCAAAAGAAUCAUCGAUGGGAAUCCUUCACAACCAAGAUCUCGAAACUAAACUCCCUCGACCCGUUACGAAGAGUUCGCCGACAUGACCUCGAUGCCGAAGAUAUUUCCGCGACAACCUCAUACUUCAAAGCCAGUUUGGAAAAAUGGGCCGAACUCAAUUUAUCGUCUGAAUUCAUUUCAUUUACGGAGGAAGUAUUUCCACUAUGCGACAGUCUACCGCAAAUUCUACAUUUUGAGGAUAAGAUCAUGGGCCUCUUCAUCACUUAUAUGGAGAAGAAGCAGAGGGAUUCAUUGGAGCCAUUGUUGGAGUUAAUUACAGAUUUUGCGCAUGAUUUAGGACCUCGAUUCGAAAAGCACUAUGCGAAAGCUCUGGAAUUAGUUACAUUGAUAGCAGGAACUCCUCAAGAUGUCGCAGUUGUAGAAUGGAGCUUUACAUGUCUCGCAUUUCUGUUCAAAUAUUUGUCCAAACUUAUUGUACCAGAUUUACGUCCAACAUAUAACUUAAUGGCACCAUUACUCGGAAAAUAUCGUCAACCUCCACAUAUUGCCCGCUUCGCUGCGGAGGCCAUGAGCUUUCUCAUCAAAAAAGCUGGCGCACCGGCACACAGAGAGAAGGCCCUUCCAUUAAUCGUACGUCACGCGAAAUCAGAUCUUCUGAGUAUCGCAGAUACCAAACAAUUUGGCCUUUACUAUCAUGGAUUAAUGACCUUGUUCGCAGAGGCUAUGAAGGGAAAUGGAUUGAGUGUACAUACGUCGGGUCCAGCGAUCUUCAAGUCCCUUUUCCGAGCCCUUGAUGAGAGUGAUUUUGGGGAAAAGGGGGCCUCGCCGUGGGUGGAUGUCAUAUGUGGCGUGCUAACCAGCAUCGUUCAUCAUACAACCCCGGAGACCAUCAAAGAGAUCCUAGAACUUGUAUUGGAGGAGGCAAAUACUAUUACCGAUUCCUUUACAGAGUCUAAGACUAUGUAUAAUUUCAACAAACUUCUACUCUCAGCCCGGACAAUAGGAAUUGUGGCCGGUGUUCGACGAGCCUCGCGAGUGCAGAAUUGGCCAGUCCUUCUCCAGGCGUUAUCUAAUAUACUACGAGCAGUUUCUAAGAACCCAUCUUUAGUGGCAACCGACGACAAACAUCUGGAUUUGUGGAAGUAUCUCAUAGAGAGCACAGCUAUUGCUCUUACAUAUUCUCCAAUGGAUGCCACCAUCCCUUUUAUCUCCCAUUUCAUGGAUGCUUUAGCCAAGGAUCCAUUGGCAAAAUGGUUCUUGACAUUCUGCUCCUAUUUGUCGCAAGGAGAGCCAGAGCGCUUCCGUAUUAUUGCGUUGCCUUACUUCCAGAGAUUCAUUGUUACACACUGGUCUGAUGCCGAAAAUGGAGAUACGUUGUGCGUGUUAUUACCGAAAAUGGUAUCAUCAGGAGUUCUCCCAAGUCGAUAUGGAAAGGAUGCAUUUUCGCUACCUCAAUCUUGGCAGGACCAGAUUGUCAGUAAAUUCGAACGACUAGAACUACAACCUUUUCCCGAACAGGUAUCACCAGCCACCUAUAACCGUAGCCCAAAAACAUGGCAUGAUCGAUGCUUGCCUAAAUAUAAUGCUUUGUUGGAAAUAUUGGAGUGCACUGCUGUACACCCUUCGACGAACGCAAGAAUUGCAGAAAUCCUACUCCGCAAGCUUAAACUUGCGCUCAGGCCAUCUUCUUCACUCGCACCAGAGGAAGCCCAUUUUAUUGUUGGUCGAGGCUUCAGUUCCUUUUCUCGCAUGACCAAAGGAGCUGGUGAAGUCGACAGGGCUCUGGAACCAUUGUUACGCGCAGCUGCGCCCCGGUAUGCUCGAUUACCAGGUUUCCUAGAAGCUCUUUUAGGUUACAAGGCGAGUCUCAAAUUAUUAUCUCCUCAACCUGACAAUGGGAAAGCGAGCGACGAAGAAGAUACGAGUGACUCGGAAGCCGAAUUCGACCUCUUGGUUCGAUCUUUGGUAGAGAACCUUUCAUCCGACUCUGGCGAAUUGCGCCUUCUUUCCCUGCGACUACUAGAGAAUAUCCAUGACACCGACCAUGGUGGAUCUUCGGAAGCAAUUACACUCAUGAUUAUGAUCGAGCAAACGCCCUUGGAUUUGCAAUCUGCUCGUUCUGCCUCCAUGCACAUUCGCAAACUUGCUUCCAUUUAUACUUCACAAAUGACCAUACCUUGGAUGAAAUAUGCCAUACCAUCAUUUUGUUUUGGUAUGCUUACUGUGAAGAUGGCGCAAAUUUGGGACGACGCUAGUGCUGCUCUCAAACAGAUUGCUGAAACCAAAGUUGGGGAAGAGGCAGUUGCUGUCUUAGCAUUCAAAUGGCUGGAGACACCAUCAGUAAGAUGGAGUGGACCUCCAGCACCAGUAGGAAAGGAUCAAAGCAAUGGUUUGACUGAUUUUGAAUGCUCCAACCUUAACAACUUAGACAAACUUGCACACGAAGCCGACUUGGAAGUUCUCAAUGCUCGUGACACUAUGCUUGAGAAAUUUGAGGUCGCUCAACAAUUGAUCGAUGCUCAGCCGAGCGCUGCCAGAUCUCAGGCCCUUCGUGUUCUGUCUGCAAUUCCCAUGAUUGGCGAAAGACGAUCUCGACAACUCAUUCCAAUGUUCCUUUCUUGGGCCAGCAAAACUUCCGAGGAGAUGGAUCAGACUGGCGAUGGGGAUAUAGCAGCUGUGAGUGAUUGGACAAGGAAGGACCAGAAGGGGCUCUUAGAUGUGUUAGGCCUGUUCGGCAAUCCAAGGUCUAUCUUCAAGUCGGAUGAGGUCUACCAAGCACUUCUGCAAUUAUUGGCAAACGGUGACAUCGAGAUCCAGAAAGCUGCUCUAAAGGCCGUCUUAACAUGGAAAAACAAGAGCGUCAGACCCUACCAGGAGAACCUCUCGAAUCUGCUCGAUGAAGCUCGCUUUAAAGAUGAGAUUACUAUCCUUCUUCAGGGGCAGACUUUGGUUCAACCGGAGCAUCGAGAAGCCCUUAUGCCAAUCCUUCUCAGGUUGCUCUAUGGCCGCACGAUCUCUCGAAAGGGUGCUGCCAGCGGGAAACAAGGUAUGGAGGCAAGAAGGUUGACAGUGCUAAGAAAUCUGAGCCUUGAAGAUACUGGAGGAUUUUUAGACAUUGCUCUCGGUGAUUUGAAAGAUCUGGACUUAAUAAAGGAUGGAGUGAUUCAGAUGUCAAUUUUCGACAAGGAGUUAUUGGGUGCCAGGAAGCAAGUUGGGUUUACAAACAUGAUGGAAUCAGUGGUGAAAGAGUUAGCCACGAAGGUUGUACCUCUUACCCGAAAGUUGCUCGAAGCUGUCUUGUACUGCUUGGUAAUAGCUUCCCGACAGCUACAGGGCGAGUCGGUCGAAGAAACUGAAAAUGACGAAGAGACCAGCAAAAUCUCUCUGUUCAAAGUUGUACGACAGACUGGACUGAAGUGUCUCAUACUCUUGUUCAACAAUUCUGCAGACUUCGACUGGUCUCCAUAUGUGGAUCUGAUUGUGGCCGAGAUUGUUUUACCAAGACUCGACAACCUACCAAUUGAAACUGCGCAGGGUAUCUCCGGCCUUCUCCGACUGUUCUCGGCGUGGUCAGGCUCAAUGAAGACGGUAUCACUCCUCGGUAGCCACGAAAAAAUCUUGCCAAAGGUGGCAGAGUGUCUAUCACCUCCUAAAUCUAAGGAUGAAGUCAAACUUUUCGCUCUUUCCAUUAUCAAGGGUGUCGUUAAGUGUGCACGAGAGCAAGCAGUAGGAGGGAACGAACUUGUAAAGGAACAGCUUUUAACACCAAAUAUGGAUCACUUCCUCAUUCAAAUAGGUGGAAUUCUUCGCAACCAAAACGAUAUGAGCAAGGAUUUAUUAGAAGGUUGUGUUGAAACUGUCUCUGAGUUAGCACCUUUUGUCACGAACUCGACACAAGGUCGCAACUUGGUUGAUGUAUCGGUGUUCUUACUUGAUCAACCCUCACGGAGGGUUACUCCCAAAACCAAAGCCGGGUUGCUUCUGGUUUUGGAGCACUUUGUGCCUCUCUACGACCUCCAAAAUGACGCGGACCUCAAGGAUCGGGUUUACCAUACUGUCACUUCGCUAUUCGGCUUCUUUAAAGAUAAGAUUAGUAGGGAGGUCUUAUCACGAGUGCUCUUAGUCUACUCGGAUAACGAUCCCGUUUUGAAGGAAGUCGCUGGACUAUGUUUAGAUCUCAAUUCCUUUGCUGAAGGAAGACUUGACGAACCUGAUUAUGAUCGCCGAUUGAAGGCUUUCAACGCCAUCAACGCCAAAAGAGAUCUCGACUUUAAUUCGUAUCAAUGGACACCGCUACUUUUCAACAUGUUAUUCUAUAUCAAGCAUGACGAGGAGUUUGGAAUAUUGUCAUCGAAUUCUUCUGAUGGCAUUUGUCGAUUCAUCGAAACAGCCAAAGAUGCAAAAUCAAAUUCUGAUUUCCCGGCCUUCCAAAACAUGCUCUCCACCAUCCUGAUUCCGGCCCUAUUUGUUGGCGUUCGUGAACCUUCAGAAAUUAUCCGUCGCGAGUAUAUGAAAGUUAUGGCUCAUUUGAUCCGUAACUUCCCGGAAUGGUCUGAAGUCAGCGAUAUGCACAAUCUCUUGGCUGGUGAAGAUGAGGUGGAAUCUUCAUUCUUCAACAACAUUAUCGCAGCAGGUAAAGGCCGACAGUCUAGUGCGUUGGGACUCCUUUCGUCUGCUGCGGAGAAGGGAGAGUUAAGCAGCAAGAACGUUGGCCAUUUCUUCAUCCCUCUUAUCGAACAUUUUAUUUUCGACAGAGCCGAGGGCAAUGAUGGGCACAACCUUGCCGCCGAAGCUACAACUACCGUCGGAGUCCUUGCAGGUUCGCUGGAGUGGCCACAGUAUCGUGCCAUGCUGAAACGGUUCAUUGGAUAUGUUCAGGCCAAGCCUGAUCUCGAGAAACAAAUCAUCCGUCUACUCGGCAGAGUUAUCGAUGCGCUGGCCCUUGCAGCACAGCCUCCCGUCGAUACGGACAUGGAAACUGAUAUUCCCAAGGUUCGAAGCAAGUUGGCUACUACGAUGCCCAAAGAACCGAAGUUUUCAGAUGAUCUUACUUCCAACAUCUUACCACCUUUGACGGAUUACCUCCAUGACAAAGAUGAAUCGACUGUCAGCUUGCGUGUUCCUGUUGCGAUCAUCGUUGUUAGGCUACUUCAACUAUUGCCACAAGAGAAAAUGAACGAACGACUUCCAGCAGUUUUAACUGACAUUUGUCAUAUCCUUCGAAGUAAAGCACAAGAAUCUCGAGACUUGACUAGAGAUACCCUGGUAAAAAUCUGCGCUUUACUUGGUCCAUCCUGUUUUGGCUUUAUUCUGAAAGAGCUUCGAAGUGCUUUGGCCCGAGGUUCCCAACUUCAUGUGCUUUCCUACACAAUGCAUUCCAUGUUGGUAGCCACAACACCAGAGUAUGCUCCGGGUGAUCUUGAUUACUGCUUGCCUUCAAUCGUCGCCAUCAUCAUGGAUGACAUCUUUGGUGCUGUUGGGCAGGAGAAGGAUGAGGACGGAUACAUCAGCAAGAUGAAGGAAGUUAAGAGUAGUAAAAGUCAUGAUUCUAUGGAAUUGAUUGCCAAGACAGCUACGCUUAGCCGCCUGACCGAUUUAAUCCAUCCGAUUCGAGUACUAUUAAAGGAGAAGCUAAACAUUCGCAUGGUACGAAAAAUUGAUGAACUCCUGAACAGGAUCAGUUCUGGAUUGCUCAAAAACACAGCCGCUGGAAGUCGUGAUAGUCUCGUCUUUUGCUACGAAGUUAUACAGGACGUAUACAACAGCCAGAAGCCUCAAGCAAAACGAGGCAGGGAUGAUUACAGACUCAAACGUUAUUUACUACAAAAGGGUGCCAAGAGAGGUGGAGACCGCGGUGCUACAACCAUCUACACAUACAAGCUUGUUAGAUUUGCCUUUGAUGUUAUGAGAUCUGUUCUCAAGAAGCACGAUAGUCUUCGAACACCCAGCAAUCUUGCAGGCUUCAUUCCAAUCAUUGGCGAUGCAAUUUCUCAAGGAGAAGAGGAAAUCAAAGUCGCGACCUUUAAAUUGCUCAGUACAAUUGUGAAGGUUCCGCUGAAGGUCGACAGUGAUGGCACCAAUCUUUACCGAGUCGCCACGGCUGAAGCUAUCAAAUGCAUAUCCGGAUCUUCUUCAACCACUUCGGAUGUUGCUCAAGCUGCUCUGAAGUUGAUCUCGGCUGUUCUCAGAGACCGUAAAGAUGUUCCCGUUAAGGAUAGGUCAGUUGACGAUACACUCGAGAGAAUGAAGGAUGAUAUGACAGAACCAGAGCGACGACAUGUUACUUUCAAUUUCUUGAGAGCUGUGUUGGAUUCUAAGGUUGAGACUGCCGUAGUAUACGACACCCUUGACUAUGUCGGCACAGUGAUGGUAACAAAUGAUGAUAAAGAUACUAGAGAUUUGGCGCGUGGUGCAUAUUUCCAUUUCCUUCGAGAUUUCCCACAGAAGAAGAGUCGAUGGACGAAGCAGUUGGCAUUUAUCAUUGCAAAUCUGAAGUACGAGAGAGAAGGUGGAAGAUUGUCGAUACUCGAAGUCAUCCAUCUACUAUUAUCAAAGUCCUCGCAUGACUUCGUACAAGAGGUUUCAGCAACAUGUUUUGUGCCGUUGAUAUUUGUUCUCGCCAACGAUGACAGUGAGAAGUGUCGUAUGGCAGCCGGAGAAGUUCUCAAGGAGAUUUUCAAGAGAGCCGAUCAAGAACGCACGACGAGUUUCCUCGCUCUUCUCCGAUCAUGGAUCAAACAAACCGAGAAUACUUCAGUUGUUCGAUUGGCUUUACAAACGUAUGGCUUCUACUACAAUUCUCAAUCCGAAGUGGAGGAUACGGAUGUUAAAAUCCUACUCGCCUCUGUUUCAGAGACUAUCGGUACUGCGAACGAUCACGAGGCGGACUGGGAGUUGAUCUACGCAGCCCUCCAGCUCACUACAACUAUGUGUCAGAAGUUUCCCGAUGCACUUUUGUCUUCUAAGACAUCGGCUUUAUGGUCCGCUGUAAGAGUAUGCCUAUCAUACCCUCAUGCAUGGGUCAAAUUAUCUGCUGCACGACUUAUUAGCACAUACUUUGCAGACUUUGCGAGAACCAACGCUGAAGCUGGCCUUGAAGGCUUGCCUCUGAAGGGAUCUCGCGGCCUCAAACUCCCUGGCGAUGACAUUUCUGAUUUCAUUCGCCGCAUAGUAGCAAUGCUCAAAACACCCGGGCUCACCGAACUACUCGCGGAAGAAAUUGUGAAGAACCUCAUAUUUCUCGGUCGCUGUGCCGCAUCGAAUCUUCUGAAGUGGAAGUCAAGUCAAAAAGGCGACGCGGAAGAAGAAGCUGAAGAUCUGGAGGACGAGGGAGGGCCUGUUCAGAAUACAGCUUUACAGUAUCUUUUCGGUCGCUUAUCGUUCCUAUUGAGAAGAGAAACAUCUCCUCCUCGAGCUUCCGCACUGGUCCCCAAGACUUCUUCACUGCAACUCUUACAAAUACUCUGCAGCAAGCUCGAAUCAGAACAGCUCGUCCCCUCCCUUCGAACCAUCAUUCUCCCCCUCCACAAUAUCACCGAUCCCUCAAUCCCCAUGCCCUACUCCACCGACGACCUCUUCCGCACCAAUUACGAAGCCUUGAAAACAUCGAGUGAGGAAUUACUCGAGACGUUGAAACGUAAAGUUGGUACUCAAGAAUAUUCAGAAGCACUCUUGAAGGUUAGAGAGGGUGUCAAAGAGAGGAGAGCGGCGAGAAGUGGGAAGAGGAAGAUUGCGGCUGUGAGUCAACCGGAGAAGUUUGGGGAGGAAAAGAGGAGAAAGGGAGAGAGGAAGAAGGAGAGGAGAAAGGAGAGAGGGGCAGAACAUAGUAAGAAGAGGAAUAUGUGGUAG
Molecule: messenger RNA, 7911 nt
Organism: Sclerotinia borealis F-4128
Lineage: Eukaryota; Fungi; Ascomycota; Leotiomycetes; Helotiales; Sclerotiniaceae
Source: the annotation of a GenBank genome assembly